AUGGCUACUUUGGAGACACUAGUCAAACAACAAACCACGCAGGCCGGCUAUAUCUCUCAUAUGUGGACGAAUAUGCAGAAACUUGGCCAGGCGAAAAUCGAUCAACACGAAAUUAAGUCGCGCUUGACGCGGCUUGACAAUUACUGGGAGCAGUUUCAAGAGCGACACUUUGAGCUGAUCGCUCUCGAGGGUUUCGAGGCGAGCGCAUAUAAUAAAAGCGAUGUCUUCACCACCACUGAAGAAAGUUAUUUCUCCGUGCGAGCUCAGUUUCUGACAGCCCUAUCUAAGAAACAAACGCCGGAGCGGAGGAUGAAUCGGAAGCUGUUCUCGGGCGAUCAACUCGCAUGGGAGGAUUUCCGCGACCUCUUCAGCUCGCUCGUGCAUAAUGUGCCGGACAUCCCCGCGGUGCAGAAAUUGCAACAUCUGAGAAGCUGUCUCUCUGGGGAGGCAGCGGCGGUGGUGGCGAAGGCUCCAGUAACCGAUGCCGCCUAUGAGGGAGCGUGGAGCGAUCUGGUCGCUCGGUAUGAUAAUCGGCGCAUUCUACUUUUCAGUUACAUGCGUAACUUGCUGUCUUGCCCGGGUCUGUCUAAGGCGUCACCGGCAGAGCUUAAACGCUUGCUCGGAGUUGUAACGCAAUCGAUUCGAGCUUUCGCGUCGUUAGAGCGUCCCGUCGACAAGUGGGAUGAUUGGUUCGUGCACUUGCUCGUCACCAAGACGGACUCCCAGACACGUCUUCAGUGGGAGACCUCGCUGGGAAAUUCGCGCAAUUUUCCUUCCUUCCAGCAACUAAGAGACUGGAUGGAAAAUCGCAUCCGAGCUCUGGAGGUGGCAAACCCGGAUGUCUCCCCUACCCAGGCCGCGUCCGCGUCGGGAUCCAGGGCUAUCAAACCUGCGCGUGUCUCUGCGAAUGCGACUUCCACUUUCAAGCCAAAGCCGAACGGAAAGUGUCCACUCUGCAAAGAGAAUCAUCUGCUCUCCUACUACGCCAAAUACAAGGGCCUGACCGUGGCUAACCAGGGCGAGUUGGCCAAGAAAUUUAACUUGUGCCUCAGCUGCCUACGCACGGGGCAUCGAGUAGAUGCGUGCGCGGCUACAGGUCGAUGUCUGGUCUGUUCCGGUAAGCAUCAUACAUCGCUACAUGGUUUUACAUUUCAACACGUUGCAAACCCCGAGUCGUUGGAGGGAGGUGAAAUCGGCACGGUGACGAGUAGUAGCACUGCGACUACGAGCGUCGCUGCUUUGGCGGCGCCGACGGCGCCCACGGUUCUCUUGAAGACGGUUAUGGUCACCUUGCUCAGUGACUCGGGGCGCACGAUCAAGGUCCGAGCACUCCUGGACUCGGGUGCACAGUCAACCUUCGUGACGGAGUGGGUCGCGCAGCAGUUGCACGCCAGGCGACGGCGAGUGAACGUGACGGUUCUGGGCCUCCAGGAGGCUCACAUGGGCGUGGUUUCUUCUUCCUGCAGGCUCACUGUGAGCUCUCCUCAUAAGCCGAGUUUGCGCCUUCCAACCGAAGCUCUGGUGCUUCGAAGCUUGACAAGCUUAUUGCCGCCGGAGCGCGUGAGGACGACGUCUUGGCCGCAUCUCAGCGGGUUGGAGCUGGCGGAUCCAGCCUACGACGUCCCGGCCCCGGUCGGUGCCGUGCUCAGCUCGGACGUCUAUGAUCUGGUGAUGGAACCAGCCCUGCGUCAUGGACCACCGGGCUCUCCCUCUGCGCAGCUCACUGCGUUUGGUUGGGUACUGUCCGGGCUGGCCCCGGUGGACCGUGGGAUGACGACCGCACAUCGCAUUUCGGUUAACUUUGCGCGAACCAACGAGGAUCUCUCUCGCGCAGUUCAGCGCCUGUGGGAGUUAGAGGAGGUUAGCUCUAAGUCGCCUCUGACUCCUGACGAGAUUUGA
Solenopsis invicta (red fire ant) is the source of this 1899-nucleotide messenger RNA. RefSeq lists its product as uncharacterized. The record is from RefSeq and is a predicted model, not a curated record. The coding region runs from base 1 to 1899 and encodes 632 amino acids. Lineage: Eukaryota; Metazoa; Arthropoda; Insecta; Hymenoptera; Formicidae. The transcript is spliced from 2 exons.